This is a messenger RNA of Trichoderma virens Gv29-8, 4512 nucleotides long. RefSeq lists its product as uncharacterized. Gene Ontology annotation, molecular function: protein binding. The record is from RefSeq and is a predicted model, not a curated record. Gene Ontology annotation, cellular component: P-body. Lineage: Eukaryota; Fungi; Ascomycota; Sordariomycetes; Hypocreales; Hypocreaceae. Gene Ontology annotation, biological process: deadenylation-independent decapping of nuclear-transcribed mRNA. The annotation marks the transcript as partial. The transcript is spliced from 4 exons.
AUGGAUCUGCCUCCUGCACCGACUCCGCCCGUCUCUGGCGGCAUUGGGCCCAACUCGGAUCGCACCACCAGUCUGCUCAACCUGCUCAAGUUUAGUGGCCCUGGCACCUCGAGGGAGCCGCUGCAGCCGUCGACCCAGAGCCAUGACCAGAGCCAGGGUCAAGCCCAAGCUCAGGCUCACUCUCAGGCUCAGGCUCAGGGCCAACCCCAGGCUCCGCUGCCAUCUUCCUCGUCCCAGCAGGCCGAGUCGUCCUCCCAAUCCCACCCUCAACCUCAACCGUCGGCCCAGCAACAGCAGCAGCCCGAGCGGCAAGACGAUGAGGAAGACGACGACGAAGACGAAGACGACGAACAGUACCAGGGCCAUCAACAUCACCAGAUGCAGUCGCCGAACCAGUUCUCGACCCGCAUUCACCAGCCUGCCCCCACGGCAGCCGAUCCAUCUGGCCUGCUCGCCGCCCUUAUGAGAGGCGGCCACGAGAUUGAAGAGCCCAAACCAGCUGCGACGCCGCCGCAAACUCAGGCUCAGCCCGUCAAUCCGUUUGCACGCGACACGCCGCCUGCCGGCAGCACCUCAUAUCUACUCAAUCUGCUUAGGCCCAAGCCUUCCCAGACCGACCAGCCGCUGUUGAUUGAGGCUUCACGCUCUGCCGAGCACACUCCGCAAUCGCAGGAGCACCAUUCAGAGACCAGCAGCCCGGGCUCUAAUCCCUUUGGUGGCAGUGAGCGAAGUCCUCUGCAGAGCCCUCCCCAGCAGUUUCGGCACAGCCUUGACCGUGCUUCGUCACUCCAUUCUCAUCACUCGCACCACUCGCACCACUCUCAGCAUUCCCACCACUCCACUCAGCAGUCUCUGAAGCAGACUCCUCCAACUUCUGACUUUGGUAGCUUCGUCAACAUUGACAAGAACAGAGAGACUGUCUCCGAGGCUGUUCAUGACCUCGCUAGUCGGGCCGACCGCGACGCCCAGGACGCCCUGGAUAGAGCUGAGCGAGAGGCCAUGUCCAACUAUGCCGAGAGCGCCACUAUCAAGCCUCAUGACGAGAGUGAUUGGGAGCAUCUUUCAAAGGAUGUUCCGGAACCCAGAGACAUUGACAACCAUGGCAUCGCCGAUAGCUGGGACCAGGAAGGAAUUGUGGUCAUUGAGGAAAAGGAGCCGCCUCCUGUCAAGGUCUACAACUUCCCGAUGAAGCCCUGGAUCUCCAUCACGCUUCAAGAAGAUACGACCGAGCCUCGACCGCAGUUCCGAGAGGAGUCGAUCAUGGACGUUGCUCACCUCAAGAAGGACUUUGACCAGAUUGACCGUAACCUGUACACCGCUUCUCAGACGUACAUGACGCACGGCAUGUCCAAGCAGGGUGGCCUGCGUGUUAUUCGCCAGGACGACGGAAAGGACGCAAAGGUUUUUAGAGACACCAAGGACCGCAUCUUCAACGUCGCAAUGUCAGUCACCCCACACGACUACGAGGGUGUUUCCCGGGAAGCUAUCAUCGGUACCGGCAUCAGCGGUACUGUCUACUGGGUCCAGAUCAAGAACGGCGAGAAGGAUCACCUUGAGGAUCCUCAUCUGGAGCAGUACGGCUUCGCCCUGCCCCCGAUCAACUCCCAGGAAGGCGAUGCCCCUGGUGGUGCCCUCAAGACUCGCGCCCGUGCCUCCACCAACCACCCCGAGUUUUUCGCUGUCGGACGGGGCAAGUCUAUCCACUUCAUCUGGCCAUCCUUUAUCCUGCAAAACCAGCUGUUCAAGCCCGGACACGAUCGCGUUGCUGACACUGAAGCACUGCUGAGCCAAUGCUCCCUCAAGAUCAACACUGGCAAGGCUGGUAAGGACUUUACCUUUAGCCAGGACGACAGCGUCAUUGUCUCUCUGGAUAAGUCUGGCCGCGUCAAGUUCUGGGAUGUUCGUGACCUGACUGCCGUCAAGGAGGGCUCGGAUCCUCGCAACCCCGCGCCCGCCCACUCGUCCCUCGAGGUCAAUGAGCCUCUGAUGACCCUGGCCAGCACCCCUGAAGGCGAAAAGGCUUGGCCGACAUCCGUCCUGCUCCUCGACAAGCAGCGUCCUUACCAGAAACGGUGUGCGCUGCGAUACAUGAUUGUCGGCAUGAAACAGAACCACACCCUGCAGCUCUGGGAUCUCGCCCUGGGCAAGCCCGUCCAGGAGUUCAACCUCCCCCACAGCAAGGAGUCCGAUGCCGUCUGCAGUGUCAUGUAUCACCCGUCCAGUGGUAUGAUCAUCAUCGGCCACCCCACCCGAAACUCCGUCUACUUCGCCCACCUGUCGGCCCCCAAGUACAACCUCAAGAGCGUUUCUCAAGCCGAGUAUAUCCAGAAACUCGUUUCUCAGGACCCUUCGAUCCCCCAGCCUGAUAGUACCGCUGUCAUCAGCGGUGUCCGCGAGUACUCGUUUGAUAACCGCGGUAUCCUCCGCAGCUUGGACAUCCUUGCCAAUCCCGCCAUGGUCCAAGAUACUGAUGAGCCGACGCUGUUUGAGCUGUAUGCCAUGCACUCCAAGGGCGUUGCUUGCCUUAUGGUUAAGCAGGCUGAGCUGGGAUGGUCCAAGGACAACAAGGUGCUCGACCCUGUCGAUGCUGUCGAUGUGGGUGUUGUCUCGGUGUCUAAGUUGAAGACCCCCGUGCAAGUGGAUGUCACCAACGGUGCCUCAGAGCAUGCUGCCCUUCCCACCCCUGUUCGCAUUGCUACCCGCACCGUCACGAGGGACCUUGUUCCGCCGCAGUCUGCUCAAGUCGCCGCUGCUUCCUCUUCGGAAGCUGCUACUCCUCGGGGCAUCAUUGAGCAACAGACUGUUGCUACCCCGGCGAAGCCCAAGGGCGAGGCCAAGGAGGUUGAAACUCCCGGACAGUCAUCGAAAGAAAACCAUCCCGAGAAGCCCGAGCGCAAACAACGUAAGAAGAAGGGCAAGGAUGCCGAAUUCAACGCCAACGGAUCGGCGCCAUCGCAUAAGAGUGAGGCUGCCGCCAACAAGGGCGUCGUCGGCGGCCUUGCUGGCGCUGGUGGCCUCUCGUCUGAAGCAUUUGAUUCCACGAUUAGCAGUCUGGAGACCAGGCUCGGGGCUGUCAUGUCUGACACCUUCAAGUCUUCGAUGAGCAAUCUUCACAGCAAGAUCAACGACAGCGCCCGCGCUAGGGAUGACAACUUUAACCAGCACCAGCGGAAACUCCUCGACAUGGUUUCGGAUAUAUUGAACGAGAACACCCAGAAGGUGCUCGAGACAUUGAUCCACCAGCAGUUUACCGACGUGGUCAUUCCCACUAUCAGCGACAAGACCAGCCAGGCCGUCUCUGAUAUGGUUCAAAACAAGCUACAGGCCAACAUGGCAUCGUCUGUGCAAAAGGAGAUCCAGAGCGCCCUGCCCCAUGCUGUUAGCCGCUCGCUCCGGUCCAACGACUUCAUCAACGCGAUUUCUGAUAGAGUCAGCAACGUCGUUUCCACCAAUGUGCAGCAAGAGGUCUUGUCUACCUUGACUCAGCGACUGGCACCGACGUUCAACAACAUUGCUACACAGGCGGCUCAGCGCGUGGCUUCCGAUAUCCACAAGCAGUACCAUGACCAGUUUGAGCAGAUGAAGGCGCAGCACGCCGCGGACAACAACAAGAUCGACCAGCUCCUGUCCUACGUUACACGACUCACGGAUAUGGUAUCCACAAUGGCAGCCUCGCAGUCUUCGCUCCAGGCCGAGUUCAUCAAGUUCAAGCAGCAACCCGUUGAGCUUCCCGUGGUCGGUGCUGCCGGUGGCGUCAACAUCCCGCACCCCGCCAGCGUCGCACACAGCAUCGGAUCUCAUGGUUACGCUAACACUGUGGCCAGCCACCGCCCGAGCUUCCCGCCCAGCCAGCCGCCGAGCCAGGGCCCUAGCCACCCCCAGCAAUACGGCAGCCCUCAGUAUAUGCGCGGAUCUCAGCACGUGGCGAGCCCCCACGGCUCUGCUCCCCCUUCGGAGCACGUUGGACCUGUCAACAAUGUGUCUGCGCUUGCCGGUGCCUAUGCUAGCCAGAUGAACAAGACCGAGGCUGAGGCUGACAAUGACCUGUUGCAACGCAUCCGGGUGAUUGAGCAGGCCAUCUCUGAGAAUCGCUUGCAGGAUGCCAUGAUCCAGUGGAUCCAGAGCGGUCGUGAGACUGACAUUUUCCGCCGCUGCCUGAGCCGAUACCCUCCUGGCAAGUUUGACGGCCUCCAGCCGUUGAUGCUGCUCGUCGUGAUUGCCACAAUCUCCAAGGACCUGAAGCCGAACCCACGCUUGAAGGAGGAAGUUGAGUGGAUUGAGAUGGCUGUGAGGGCCUUUAGCGCCAGCUUGCCCAACUACAACUGGGAUGACGAUACUUCUCGUGAAGUCAUGAAGAGCACAUCACAGACGAUGCAGUUACUCAUUAACCGCGUGCAGCCCUUGAUUGCGGGUAUCCAGGAUGGCUUUCCCACAGAUCCCUUCCUGGCCAACCUUGAGAGAGGCAAGCUGGAGUGGAUUGUGCGAGCGUCUGAACACAUUCUGUCUACCUUU